Mauremys reevesii (Reeves's turtle) is the source of this 2835-nucleotide messenger RNA. It is a transcript of the gene MPZ, whose product is annotated as myelin protein zero. The record is from RefSeq and is a predicted model, not a curated record. Gene Ontology annotation, biological process: myelination. Gene Ontology annotation, cellular component: membrane. Lineage: Eukaryota; Metazoa; Chordata; Testudines; Geoemydidae. The transcript is spliced from 6 exons.
CAUCACCGAAGCCCUGUCUGUUUUUAAACCCAGGGGCCACUCUCCAGCCAUCCUUCGGCGAGGAACUCUCGGCCCCACCGCUGGCUCGCCCAUGCCUCUAGGAGUCAUACAGUAACUGGAAGCCAUGUGGUCCCAGGGCGCUUCGGGGAGUGGGAGCCUCGUGCUGGUCGCUGCCUUGUUCUCUGCACUGGUGCUGGCUCCGACCCUCGCCAUCCACGUUUACACACACCGGGAGGUCCAUGGCACGGUGGGAUCACAGGUCACCCUCGCCUGCAGCUUCUGGUCCAGCGAGUGGAUCUCUGAAGAUGUCUCCAUCACCUGGUUGUUCCAGCCAGAGAGUGGCAAGGACACCAUCUCAAUAUUCCACUUCGUGAAGGGGCAGCCCUACGUCGAUGAAGUGGGCGCCUUCAAGAAUCGCAUGGAGUGGGUGGGGGACCCACACCGCAAGGACGGCUCCAUCAUCAUCCGCAACCUGGACUACACCGACAACGGCACCUUCACCUGCGACGUCAAGAACCCGCCCGACAUUGGUGGCAAGUCGUCUCAGGUCACCCUCUAUGUCUUCGAGAAAGUACCCAUCAGGUACGGUGUGGUCUUGGGGGCCGUCAUCGGAGGAGUGCUGGGGUUGGUCAUCCUCGUGGUGGUGAUAGGCUAUCUCAUCAGGUAUUGCUGGCUAAGGAGGCAGGCGACGCUGCAGAGGCAACUCAGUGCUAUGGAGAAAGGCAAACUGCAUCGGUCAGCCAAGGAUUCAUCAAAACGAGGCCGCCAGCCCCCUGUCCUGUACGCCAUGCUGGACCAUAGCCGGAGCACCAAGUCGGCCAGCGAGAAGAAAUCCAAGGGCGGCCUGGGCGAUUCCCGCAAGGACAAGAAAUAGCGGUUAGCAGGCAGGGAAGGUACCCCCCAGGCGGGCGCCGAGUCCCCCCGCAGUUCAAAGGUCGUCAUGACCAUCGAGAUGGAACUGAGGGGGGAUGAGGCUGAGGCCACCGGCCUCAAACCCGUCAAGUCCCCCAGCAAGAACAGUCUCAAAAACGCCCUGAUGAACAUCAUCAAGAUGGACUCGGAAAAAUGAUGAACGCCCCCAAACCGAGGAAAGGGGUGUCCUGCCCCUCCCCCUCGGCUUCCUGAGGGAGGGGGCCAGGAAGCCUGCCCCACCGUCCCCUCCUCCUGGCUUCACCUCUCGGCAUUACUCCGCGGAGAGCCUGCUCUCUGGUCCAUCGGGCUGAGGGACAGGGCUAGGCCAUGGCACACCAGCGCGGGCUCCCUCUCUCUAGGCUCAGCUGCAGAGGUUCCAGGAACCCCAGUGCAGAGCAGCCACAUGUAGGAGCUUUGGGGAGACCAGAGGAAAGUUGGGAUGGGGGCAUUAGCCCCUCCUGGCACUGCAGGCGAGACACUGCCAGGCAGAAUCACGCGUCCCUUCUAAGAUAGCUGGUGUGAGGGCAGUGCCAGCCCCACCAGCAGGUGCCUGCUUGGCGAGAGGUGCCAGGUUGCACCUGCCCUGGGACUGUGUAUGGAUGAGGGAGGGAGCUGCCCUGGUGGGUCUGCGUGCACCACAUAUGGCCCCAAGCCAGCCAGGUGACACAAAGGCCUGGGACAGAGCAGAGGAGAUGGCCCCAGGCAAGAAGGGUGCUGCCAGUGAGGCAUCUCUCAUCCUGGCCCCAACUCCUCCGGGGCCUGCCCCUGCCCUCAGGCUGGGGGAUCCUACAAGGAUUUGGGUGUGGUCCUUGGACAGGGUCCUCACAGAAAUGGCCGCCCAAUGCCCUGGCCUGAGAGACCGGACUCCCAGCAGCCGCUGAGCCUGACGAGACAUGGAAGCCACGAGGAUGGGAUGGCCAGGGCCCCUCGUCCCUGACAUGAAGCCCCUACGUAUGGUACCUUCCACUGCGUGAACGUCUGUAAACAAAAAACCUCCCCCGCCCGGCGCCCCGGGCACAGGUGUAAUUUUUUAUUUGAAGACACAAUCAGUGAUUCUGGGAUUCAGCAGGAUGGUUUAACCCCCGACUCCCCAGGGGCUUCCCUCGAGCAGGGGCAGCUAGGGGCACCAUCUAGUCCCAUCCUGGUGCCUGCCAGCAUCUGCCCUCCCAUCCCCCAGCACUGUGAUGUCUGCCCCAUGGCCCCUGCUCCCUGCCCCACAGACCAUGUGGGAGUUACACCAUCCUGGGACACCCCCAGCCCCCCGGCUCCAAACCCUUUGGUGAUGGAGGGGUUUUCAUCCUCCGGGAGGGUUUUUACCUUGGAUUCAUCCCUUUUGCUCUUUCGUCCCUUCUUGCCAUUUUCUCGUCUCUUCCCGUGACUGAGCACAAAUGAUGUCACACGGUGCCCCCCGCCACCUUCGCUCCCUCCAGGUCUCUCUGCUCCUGCCCUGCCCAUUUUCAGAUUAACCCUGUCAUGAUGACGCACUCGGUAACCCCCCUGUGCCCCUGGGGCCCCUUGCCAGCAGCCAAAGGCUCCUGGAGGAGGGGAGACUGCCUCAAGGCCAGGAGGUGCCACAUUGAGGACCCCCUGCCCAGGCUGCUGCUGGGACCCCCCAUCUCCCACGGCCUCCUCUCUGCCCCACAACUGGGCUGCCCUUCCCCUAAGGACGAGCCAGGGCUGGCUGUGCCCUAGGGACCAGGCCAGCGGGUCACUCUGUGUGUAUGUGGAUACCGCAGUAUCUAUGGCAGGCUCUGGGCACGCGCUGUGCAGAUAACGUCCGUCCAUGAGGAGCUGUUCUAAACCACUAAACUGCAGCUGUGUGUGUCCACUGACGCGUGGUGUAUUUUCUACGUUCUGUACAUUCCCCUGAGCAACAAAGACACCAUUAAACCCUUAAUAAAAACUGACAUUUCUAGGAACAGA